AUGUAUCAUAUCCCCGUAGCUGCGCCCUUGGGAGUCUACGGCGCUCCCGCAGUUCCGUUGCCUUGCUCCCCGGCACCUUACGGAGCAGCUGCGCCACAUCCUGGAGCGUAUACAGGAGCCGCAGAAGCUUGGGGCCCUCCAGGUGUCGGCGACCCGCGCGUUGAUCGAACAAGUGAAGUGAGCCGCGAUGUGCGCCGAGGAAGCCGUGCGCCGUACCCCUCCAGCAGCCGCGAGCGCGCCGACACCCGGGCUCCGCAUCCGGCGCAGCCCGAGGAAAACAAGAUUUUUAUCGGCAAUCUGAAUCAACAAACCACCACGGAGAGCCUCACGGCGUACAUGAAACAGUUCGGAACGAUAGAAGACUCGGUGGUCAUGGUCGACAAAGUAACGGGAAACAGUCGAGGUUUCGGCUUCGUCAUUUUCGCUGACGCUGCGGCCGUCGCCGACUGCGUAGGCGCGGAGAAACACGUUAUUGAUGGCCAGGAGGUCGACGUCAGACAUGCGGUUCCAAAAGGCCAGGUCGUGAGCAAGAACGGAGAGGACGAUCAACAGAACAAAGUUUUCGUUGGAGGAAUCCCAGAGAGUCUCAGUGAAGAGCGAAUAGCAGCCUUCCUCUCUGAGCGUUUUGGCAGCGUGAAGAAAGUGUCUCUCAUGCACGACAAAAACACCGGCCGUUGCCGGGGCUUCGGGUUCGUCACCUUUCAGUUUCCUCACAGUGCACAAAACUGCGUGGGGAAGCACGACAUCGAUGGCCACCUCAUCGAGGUGAAGAAGGCGGAGCCGAGAUACGCCACAACCAAGCCUCAUAUGGGGGAUGAUCGACGAGGCGACGACAGGUUGAGACGAAGAGAGGAGAAUGGCUACGACAGGCCCCAUUCAGGUCCGUAUGGUCUACCGCCCGAUGUUGACGCAUACGCCGCAGGGCCAAUGCGGCGAGGGCAUUAUCCGCAAACUCUGCGACCGGCAGCGCGAGCUGACUAUGAUGGUUACGCCGGGGCUGGGCGGCCGUAUGUGCCUCCCUCAGACCCGUACGCUGCAGUAGCGCCUGGAGUGCACUACCCGCCCGCAGCCCCCGUCGCGGCGGCGGUGCCUGCGUACGGCCUGCCGCCGCCAGGCAGUGCGCCAGGCCCCUACAUGGCUGCGCCGCCGUCGCCGACCUCUUCGCAUCCACCGGCUUCUCUGGGGGCAGUGUAUCAGCAAAUCUAUCCUGCGCACUCUGUGGCAGUAGACCAAGGACCCGGCGACUCUUAUGGUCAGUUCGCAGCACCCGGGACGGCUGGCGCUGGGGACACAGUCGUCGAUCCGUAUGACAUGCGAAAUGCAGCAGCUGGUAGACAGACCCGAUACACACGGCCUCCUGCGUCGAGGGUCCACCCGUACUAG
This is a messenger RNA of Neospora caninum, 1383 nucleotides long. RefSeq lists its product as hypothetical. Gene Ontology annotation, molecular function: RNA binding. The record is from RefSeq and is a predicted model, not a curated record. Gene Ontology annotation, biological process: regulation of gene expression. Gene Ontology annotation, cellular component: nucleoplasm. Lineage: Eukaryota; Apicomplexa; Conoidasida; Eucoccidiorida; Sarcocystidae. The transcript is spliced from 7 exons. Bases 1 to 1383 code for a protein of 460 amino acids.